CGAGGAGGAACUGACGGCGUUUCUGAUUGGCCAAUUGUUGCAGGUUGACGAUGGCGAGCACGCGCUGCCCGCAGUGCUACCUCGGCAAGUGCAAGGUGCACGUGGCGGCCGCCGGCGCCGUCUCGGCCAAGGAGCUCGCGCUGCAGCGCAUGUACGACACGAUGGUUGGUAGCCAGCUGGCCAAGCUGCGCAAGGAGACGAGCGAAGCGACGCUCGAGGCCAAGUCGUCCCAGUACAAGGACGACCUUGACAAGGUCCGCGAGAAGAAGCGCAAGUCAUCCAAGAAAUCGUCAUCAAAAGCCAAGGACGUGCACAGCGGCAGCGGCCUCAACCCGCAGGCGCUCGCGGCCAUCUGCAGCAGCGAUUCAGACGAAGACAAGCGGGCCAAGAAGAGCAGCAAGAAGAAGGCCAAGAAGGCCAAGGACAGCAAAAAGAAGAAGCGAAAACGAUACGACAGCAGUAGCAGCAGCGACAGCGACAGCGACGACGACCGCCGCAGUGCCAAGAAGCGCCACAAGCGCCGCGACUAAGCCUGUCGCUGUUGAGAGACACGGCAAGACGAGGUCCUCAACGCCACUUAGAGAAUACUACUUGUCAAAACCUGAAGGACACAGACCAAGUCCACAAAUUCGUCUCAUUGUUGUUAGCUGUGUGAGUCACGGUUAACGACCUAGUGAGUGACGAUUAGCG
Molecule: messenger RNA, 690 nt
Organism: Saprolegnia diclina VS20
Lineage: Eukaryota; Oomycota; Saprolegniomycetes; Saprolegniales; Saprolegniaceae
Exons: 1
Coding region: 51-530 (159 amino acids)
Source: RefSeq, a predicted model, not a curated record